Molecule: messenger RNA, 1020 nt
Organism: Leptosia nina
Lineage: Eukaryota; Metazoa; Arthropoda; Insecta; Lepidoptera; Pieridae
Source: the annotation of a GenBank genome assembly
AUGGAAAGACGAACGUUAUGUGUGUUCUUCGUUGUAACUUUACUGGUAAACGGCUUUUGCCUACCUGCGCAUAGAUCAAGAAGGCAGGAUAGUUCAUCGAUAGAAACGACGACGUCUAGUUCUACAGUCACAGAAGACGUUUCACUUACAGAUACUAAAGAUAACGCAAGCCCGCAAUCAAUUCCUAUCGAUCCUAGUGAUGACGAUGAUGAUGAUGAUGAUGAUAUUCCUCCUUCACCGGUCCCAUCUAGCGGAGGAAGUAAUAUAUUCAGCCUGUUAAACGUACUCGGCGCUAUUCUUCCUGGAUCGAGUAGCUCUAGUUUUCAGCCGCUUCUACAGAACGCCAUUGGCAAUUUAUUGAAGCGACUACCGCCACGUAUUUCUAGACGACAAGACAUGGAUUUCAAUAUAAAACCACCGACGUUACAAAGACAAGAAGAUGAUGAAAAAGAUUCAAAUAGCGAAACAUCUGAAUCCAACGAAGAGAGCGAUGAAAAGAAUUCAAAUCAAGAGCUAGAUUCGGAAAUGAGUUCAGAUGACGACGAUUAUGAUGAACCGGAGGGUGAUGGACAGGGUGGCUUAUUGGGGUUACUGGCUGGUCUAAGUGGUGGAGAGGACGGUCAAUCUGACUUGGGUUCCCUUCUCGCAACAGUCAGUGGUAUUAUAGCAAACUUAAGUGGUGAUGGAAUCGAUCUAAACAGCUUGAUAGCAUCUGGGAUCGGUUUAUUUGUUGGAAUAUUGUCUGAAGGAAAUGAAAACCCUGGAUCAGUUAUAGCCAGUUAUUUUCUAACAUCUUUAGAUACCAUUACUGGAGGCGGCGCGACAAACAAUGGAGCAUUUUUCGGAAACCUACUAUCUAAAUUAGCUUUUGGAACCAGUGCGGUGGAAGGUCAGGAAUCCAAUUCAGAUGAAACUGGAGAUCAACCAGAAAUGAAGGAUUCAGCUGGAUUCUUCUCGAGUUUAUUGAUGGCGCUUUUAGGAAACAUGUCUAAAACCAGUUCCAGUGGUUCUCAUCCUUAG